This is a messenger RNA of Striga hermonthica, 762 nucleotides long. NCBI's taxonomy places the organism in Eukaryota, Viridiplantae, Streptophyta, Magnoliopsida, Lamiales, Orobanchaceae. The record is from the annotation of a GenBank genome assembly.
AUGGAUCAAAACGACUUUCACAACUUUCCGACGCUACCCCAGCUGCUCGCCGGCGGCGACCCAUACUCCGCCGCCGACGGCGAGGCUCACCUCGACAGACUCUGUGCCGGCCUCAGCUUCCGCACUCUGCUCUCCUACGGCUCCUCUUCCUCCGAUCCCGCGGUGGAGGCCCGGGAUCCGCCGCUCAAGCGGCCAAAGAUCGGACCGGCGUACAAUUUCUUCUGCGACACGACGCAGCCCCCAUUUCCCAGCCAGCUGCCGAGCCUCCUGUCCCCUGAGCAGUCCCAGAAAAAAACCCCAAUUUCAAACCCUAGAUCCGAAACGGUGGCGUACAAGAAGCCGCGGUGCCGCCACCAAGAGCGGCUGAGCGAGAGGACGCGGCGCCUGCAGAAGCUCCUGCCGUGGGACGAGAAGAUGGACAUGGCGACGGUCCUCGAGGAGGCGCAUAAGUACAUCAGAUUCCUCCGGGCGCAGGUCCGCGCGCUUCGGUCGAUGCCCCGCGAGAGCGUCGCCGGAUCCGCCGAUUACGGCGCGGCGGCGGAGAGUGUUGCCGCCGGCGGGGAUCUGGGGAGGCUGAACCGGCAGCAGCUGCUCCGGGUGGUGCUGAGCUCGCCGUUGGCUCAGGCGCAGCUGUACUCCAACGGCUGCUGUGUGUACUCGUCGGAGCAAAUGGUGUGGCUGAGGAAGAAGGCCGAUAGGGAGGCUCAGCACCGUGAAAUGAUGUCGGGUUUGUCUGGUCAGCACCCUAAUUCCUUUCAUUGA